AUGAGUGUAUCGAAAAGAGACAAAUCGUCGUUGUGGAGUUCAUAUGCAACAAAGAGCAACGUUCAGAUAUUAGAAUGUCGGGUAGCCGGAGUGUACCAGGGGCAUGGAAACGGCGGCGCACUGGUGGAGGAGACUUUUGUUGUUGAUGAGUCGCCGCCGAGGGGGAGGCAGAGGAGAGGAGUGGUGGCGCGUGUUGAAGUGGAGGAAGAGAAGGAAUUGGGAGAUUGCUGUAUCUGUUUGGAUGAGAUGAAUAAGAAGAGGGAGGUGAUAAGGACUCCCUGCGGGCAUGCGUAUCAUGAAUCAUGCAUCUUCGAGUGGCUCAACCUCCAUAACUCUUGCCCUCUCUGUAAGAGGCCACUGCCAUUGGAGGAGGACUCACCCUGA
Cucurbita maxima (winter squash) is the source of this 384-nucleotide messenger RNA. RefSeq names its product E3 ubiquitin-protein ligase RNF181-like. The coding region runs from base 1 to 384 and encodes 127 amino acids. Gene Ontology annotation, molecular function: ubiquitin protein ligase activity. NCBI's taxonomy places the organism in Eukaryota, Viridiplantae, Streptophyta, Magnoliopsida, Cucurbitales, Cucurbitaceae. The transcript is spliced from 2 exons. Gene Ontology annotation, biological process: ubiquitin-dependent protein catabolic process. The record is from RefSeq and is a predicted model, not a curated record.